Molecule: messenger RNA, 2768 nt
Organism: Xiphophorus couchianus (Monterrey platyfish)
Lineage: Eukaryota; Metazoa; Chordata; Actinopteri; Cyprinodontiformes; Poeciliidae
Product: T-box transcription factor TBX2-like
Exons: 7
Coding region: 505-2064 (519 amino acids)
Biological process (GO): regulation of transcription by RNA polymerase II; positive regulation of DNA-templated transcription; cell fate specification
Cellular component (GO): chromatin; nucleus
Molecular function (GO): RNA polymerase II cis-regulatory region sequence-specific DNA binding; DNA-binding transcription factor activity, RNA polymerase II-specific
Source: RefSeq, a predicted model, not a curated record
AGAACGUCAUCCAAACAGUUUGUUUUUUUUAAUCAAAUGAAAUAUUGACUAUUUUAAGCUGACUUCUUGCUGCGCGCCAUUUCCUCAUGGUGACCCCUCCCUACCCACCAAGACCCUGUAGCUUUUAUUAAGGGCGGCUGGCCUGGUAGUGACGCGCAUCACGGAAAGUUCCCGGAACAUUCUUGCGCUGCCGCGGACCACUGAGCAGUUAAAAGCCUGUAACCAAACCCAGAGUCUAUCCAGUCGGGACAACCGCUGGCAGAGGGCAUUCCCUCUGCGCCGAGCCGAGAAAGUUUCUAACGCAGCACGUUGUGUGGGAGGAAAUAUCACGAAGCAAUUUUCUUUUAAUUUGCAUUAAGAAGAAACCACACCCACUGCUGGGAUUCACUCUGAGGCUGGACACGGGAGGGAGGACAGCAUCGCGGCGCACAGACUGAUCUGAUUCCAUGCUGCGUAAAAGUUCCAACCAAUCAGAGUCGUGCGUAAAAGUUGCUUUUGGAGAACAUGCGCAGCUUUUGCGUCCCAGAGGCCGCUCAAAGUUUUCCAUCGGGAGUUGGGACUCUCCUGUCAGAACCGGCUCUGUUGCUCGCUCCCACUCCGACCUCCAGAAGGCUGACCCAUCCCGAGCCGCGGCGGGGUUUGGCGUGCUGCGGGCCUGAACUCCUGGACAGCGCUGACACAGCUGAGGAGGAGCCCAGGGUGUCUCUGGAAGCUGCUGACCUUUGGAAGCAUUUCCACACACACGGCACGGAGAUGGUCAUCACUAAAUCAGGGAGGCGCAUGUUCCCGCCGCUCAGAGCCAGGUGUACGGGCAUGAACAGGAAGGCCAAGUACAUCCUGCUGAUGGACAUCGUGGCCGCGGAUGAUUGCAGGUAUAAGUUCCACAACUCGCGCUGGACGGUGGCCGGGAAGGCGGACCCGGAGAUGCCCAGGCGCAUGUACAUCCACCCGGACAGUCCUGCCACAGGAGAACAGUGGAUGUCCAAAGCGGUGAACUUCCACAAGCUGAAACUGACCAACAACAUCUCCGACAACCAUGGAUUUACAAUUCUGAACUCGAUGCACAAAUACCAGCCGCGGUUCCACAUAGUGAAGGCCAAUGACAUCCUGAAGCUUCCGUGCAGCACCUUCAGGACCUACGUUUUCGCUGAGACGCAGUUCAUCGCCGUGACGGCGUACCAGAACGACAAGAUCACACAGCUGAAAAUUGACAACAACCCUUUUGCGAAAGGAUUCCGGGAUACGGGGAACGGACGGAGAGAGAAGAGGAAGCUCCAGCAGUCUGGACAAAGGUGCAGAGAGGCGGCGGAUGGGCAGCGUGCUCCGGUAGCUCACUGCGGUGACGUCAGGUCUUCAGGUGCGGAAAUCUUUCAGUCAGUUUGUGAGACUUUCCCUAACAGGCGCCUUUUGUUCCCACCAGAUGCUCACACGAGUGACAGCGACAAAAGCUUUAACAGUGAGGAGUGUCCCGAACCGAAGCUGUUUAGAAGUUACCAUGGAGACCAGCCGGGGACUUCCUUCACAGCAGAGACUCUGCAGGCCUCCCACCCAACAGAAAACUCAGUCAGAAGCGACGUAACGCACGGCACGCAGGACUCAGGCAGGAAGCGCUCACUCUGCAGCAGCUUUGCACCCAGCUGUGUUUACUCCCCGGACUUUAACCGACACCUGUUGGAUGUGAACGCCUCGGGCCAUCUCCUCCAUUUGACACAAGUAAACAGCUGGUACAGAUGUGCCGCUGAUGGAGGCGUGCGGUGUGGUUUCAGACCGGCAGCGCCUGCUGGGACGCCGCUGUCGGUCGUCCUCAAGCAGCACACAGGGCUCCAGGAUGUGAUGAGCUUCCCACCAUACGGAGGCUUUCUCUUCUACCCGUACUCCCCCAUGAGUUUGUCAGUCCGGCACCAGAUCCUGGUCACGCAGUCCAGACUGGAUCCCAGUUCCUCUCCCAGAGGUUCUGCACAGAGUUUAUUCUCCUCUCCGGUUUUAUCCUCAUCUGUUCCCCCAUCAAAGGAAAGCAGCGUCACCUCCUACAAGCCAGAGUUACCAGCAGGGGGAGAACUCUGACUCAGAUUCCGACUGAUCUGCUGGGACUAAACGUGAUUUGAUGUCCCAGUCCUCCGCGCCACCUGCAGCGUAGACUCAGAGGAUGGAAGAACGGCGUUCUCUUAGACGCUGCAUGAGCUGAAUGACAGUAAUCUCCUUCAUGUUCACAAUUGUUGUUUCCAUUGAUUGAUUUUCAAAUGAUCUCCGAUGCAAUAAAAAGAAAAACUAAAGAAGAAACAAAAAAAGUUUGAAAUAAAAUAUCUGGGUUGCUUGCAAACAAAAGCACCACCUACAAAAUGCAUCAGUGGACAUGUUAGCUCUGAUCUCCACAAAUAGUAACUGUUCAAGAGGGUCCCCUGUUUUUUUAGUAGCAUCUGGGUAAAUGCAAUCUAAGAUGACUAACAAUACCUCACAUGUUAUAUGUCAUAAUUUAUUAAUUAUUUAAAUCAACUAAGGCAAAAUGUGGGAACUGCGUCUGAACAUCUAAUUUCACUCUGGUUGAAAACAGUAACAACAACUUCAUUUCAUUGGCUCUGCUGUAUUACUAUGGAAACAACUCUUGAUACCAUAAUCCUGAACUCAAUGUGGUAGAAAAUGAUACGCUGAAUAUAACUGCCAGCUCUGGUAUGUAGGAUGUUUAUUUGGAAAACAAUUUUAAAUUUCUUUCUAAUAUUUUAAUACUUCGUAUUGGCCAACCAAAUGAACUUGCAGUAAGUAACAUUGAA